UGCAGCGGGCUGGGGGAGGGGCCGACGACGAAGGCGACGGCGGCGGCGGAGCGGUGGGUCGCUGUCUGCGCGCUGGUGGCUGAGGCCUCCGCGGUUGCCGGAGGGCGGGCGGUGGAGAGGAUGCCUGCCGCUGCCCUUCUCUCGUGAGGCAGAGAGCCGCCGCCACCCUCCCCCUCCCCCGGCAGGGCGGAGAGGAGCGGCCGGAGUCUGAGCGAUGGUGCCCGGCGAGGAGAACCAACUGGUCCCGAAAGAGGAUGUGUUUUGGAGAUGCAGACAAAAUAUCUUUGAUGAAAUGAAGAAGAAAUUUUUACAGAUAGAAAAUGCUGCUGAAGAACCUAGAGUUUUAUGUAUAAUACAAGAUACUACUAAUUCAAAGACAGUGAAUGAACGGAUCACUUUAAAUUUACCAGCUUCUACUCCACUCAGAAAGCUCUUUGAAGAUGUGGCCAACAAAGUAGGCUACAUAAAUGGAACCUUUGAUUUGGUGUGGGGAAAUGGAAUCAAUACUGCUGAUAUGGAGGAUUCCAGUGCUGGAGAUGACAGUGUCCAUGACAGAUUUAUAGGUCCACUUCCAAGAGAAGGUUCUGUGGGCUCUACCAGUGAUUAUGUCAGCCAAAGCUACUCGUAUUCGUCUAUUUUGAAUAAAUCAGAAACUGGAUAUGUGGGAUUAGUAAACCAAGCAAUGACUUGCUAUUUGAAUAGCCUUUUGCAAACACUUUUUAUGACUCCUGAAUUUAGGAAUGCAUUAUAUAAGUGGGAAUUUGAAGAAUCUGAAGAAGAUCCAGUGACAAGUAUCCCAUACCAACUUCAAAGGCUUUUUGUUUUGUUACAAACCAGCAAAAAGAGAGCAAUUGAAACUACAGAUGUUACAAGGAGCUUUGGAUGGGAUAGUAGCGAGGCUUGGCAGCAGCAUGAUGUACAAGAACUGUGCAGAGUCAUGUUUGAUGCUUUGGAGCAGAAAUGGAAACAAACAGAACAGGCUGAUCUUAUAAAUGAACUCUAUCAAGGCAAGCUGAAGGACUACGUGAGAUGUCUGGAAUGUGGUUAUGAGGGCUGGAGAAUCGACACGUAUCUUGAUAUUCCAUUGGUCAUCCGACCUUAUGGGUCCAGCCAAGCAUUUGCUAGUGUGGAAGAAGCAUUGCAUGCAUUUAUUCAGCCUGAGAUCCUGGAUGGCCCAAAUCAAUAUUUUUGUGAACGUUGUAAGAAGAAGUGUGAUGCACGAAAGGGUCUUCGGUUUUUGCAUUUCCCUUAUCUGCUGACCUUACAAUUGAAAAGGUUUGAUUUUGAUUAUACAACCAUGCACAGGAUUAAAUUGAAUGAUCGGAUGACAUUUCCUGAGGAGCUAGAUAUGAGUACAUUUAUUGAUGUUGAAGAUGAGAAAUCUCCCCAGACUGAAAGUUGCACGGACAGUGGAGCAGAAAAUGAAGGCAGUUGUCACAGUGAUCAAAUGAGCAAUGACUUCUCCAAUGAUGAUGGUGUCGAUGAAGGGAUCUGUCUUGAAAACAACAGUGGAACUGAAAAGAUUUCAAAACCUGGACUUGAAAAGAAUUCCUUGAUCUAUGAGCUCUUCUCCGUUAUGGUUCAUUCAGGGAGUGCUGCUGGUGGUCAUUAUUAUGCUUGUAUAAAGUCAUUCAGUGAUGAACAGUGGUACAGCUUCAAUGAUCAACAUGUCAGCAGGAUAACACAAGAGGACAUUAAGAAAACGCAUGGUGGAUCUUCAGGAAGCAGAGGCUAUUACUCCAGUGCUUUUGCAAGCUCCACAAAUGCAUAUAUGCUGAUAUAUAGACUGAAGGAUCCAGCAAGAAAUGCAAAAUUUCUAGAAGUAGAUGAAUAUCCAGAACAUAUUAAAAACUUGGUGCAGAGAGAGAGAGAAUUGGAAGAACAAGAAAAGAGGCAACGAGAAAUUGAGCGCAAUACGUGCAAGAUAAAAUUAUUCUGUUUGCAUCCUGUGAAACAAGUAAUGAUGGAAAAUAAAUUGGAGGUUCAUAAGGAUAAGACAUUAAAGGAAGCAGUAGAAAUGGCUUAUAAGAUGAUGGAUUUAGAAGAGGUAAUACCCAUGGAUUGCUGUCGCCUUGUUAAAUAUGAUGAGUUUCAUGAUUAUCUUGAACGAUCGUAUGAGGGAGAAGAAGAUACACCAAUGGGACUUCUACUAGGUGGAGUCAAGUCAACAUAUAUGUUUGAUCUGCUGUUGGAGACAAGAAAACCUGAUCAAGUUUUCCAGUCUUAUAAACCUGGAGAAGUGAUGGUGAAAGUUCAUGUUGUUGAUCUCAAGGCCGAGUCUGUAGCUGCUCCUAUCACUGUGCGUGCUUACUUAAAUCAAACCGUUACAGAGUUCAAACAGCUUAUUUCAAAGGCCAUUCAUUUACCCGCGGAAACAAUGAGAAUAGUGCUAGAACGCUGCUACAAUGAUUUGCGUCUUCUCACUGUGCCCAGUAAAACCCUGAAAGCUGAAGGUUUUUUUAGAAGUAACAAGGUGUUCGUUGAAAGUUCGGAGACUUUGGAUUACCAGAUGGCCUUUACAGACUCUCAUUUAUGGAAACUCCUGGAUCGGCAUGCAAAUACAAUCAGAUUAUUUGUUUUGUUACCUGAACAAUCCCCAGGAUCUUAUUCCAAAAGGACAGCAUACCAGAAAGCUGGGGGCGAUUCUGGUAAUGUGGAUGAUGACUGUGAAAGAGUCAAAGGACCUGUGGGGAGCCUAAAGUCUGUGGAAGCUAUUCUGGAAGAAAGCACUGAAAAGCUUAAAAGCUUGUCACUACAGCAGCAGCAAGAUGGAGAUAAUGGGGACAGCAGCAAAAGUACUGAAACAAGUGACUUUGAAAACAUCGAAUCACCUCUUAAUGAGAGGGACUCUUCAGCAUCGGUGGAUAAUAGAGAACUUGAACAGCAUAUUCAGACUUCUGAUCCUGAAAAUUUUCAGUCUGAAGAACGAUCAGACUCAGAUGUGAAUAAUGACAGGAGUACAAGUUCGGUGGACAGUGACAUCCUCAGCUCCAGUCAUAGCAGUGACACUUUGUGCAAUGCAGAUAAUGCCCAGAUCCCCUUGGCUAAUGGACUUGACUCCCAUAGCAUCACGAGUAGUAGAAGAACUAAAGCAAAUGAAGGGAAAAAAGAGACAUGGGAUACAGCGGAAGAAGACUCUGGAACUGAUAGUGAAUAUGAUGAGAGUGGCAAGAGUAGGGGAGAAACACAGUACAUGUAUUUCAAAGCAGAGCCCUAUGCUGCAGAUGAAGGUUCUGGGGAAGGACAUAAAUGGUUGAUGGUGCAUGUUGAUAAAAGAAUUACUCUGGCCGCUUUCAAACAGCAUUUAGAACCCUUUGUUGGAGUUUUGUCCUCUCACUUCAAGGUCUUUCGAGUGUAUGCCAGCAAUCAAGAGUUUGAGAGCGUCCGGCUGAAUGAGACACUUUCAUCAUUUUCAGAUGACAAUAAGAUUACAAUUAGACUGGGAAGAGCACUUAAAAAAGGAGAAUACAGAGUUAAAGUGUACCAGCUUCUAGUGAAUGAACAAGAGCCAUGCAAGUUUCUGCUCGACGCUGUGUUUGCUAAAGGAAUGACUGUACGGCAAUCAAAAGAGGAAUUAAUUCCUCAACUCAGGGAGCAAUGUGGUUUAGAGCUCAGUAUUGACAGGUUUCGUCUAAGGAAAAAAACAUGGAAGAAUCCUGGCACUGUCUUUUUGGAUUAUCAUAUUUAUGAAGAAGAUAUUAAUAUUUCCAGCAACUGGGAGGUUUUCCUUGAAGUUCUUGAUGGGGUAGAGAAGAUGAAAUCCAUGUCACAGCUUGCAGUUCUGUCAAGACGGUGGAGGCCUUCAGAGAUGAAGUUGGAUCCCUUCCAGGAGGUUGUGUUGGAAAGCAGUAGUGUUGAUGAGUUGCGAGAGAAGCUUUCUGAAAUCAGUGGAAUUCCUUUGGAAGAUAUUGAGUUUGUCAAGGGUAGAGGAACUUUUCCCUGUGAUAUUUCUGUCCUUGAUAUUCAUCAAGAUUUGGACUGGAAUCCUAAAGUUUCUACCCUGAAUGUCUGGCCUCUUUAUAUCUGUGAUGAUGGUGCAGUCAUAUUUUACAGGGAUAAAACAGAAGAAUUAAUGGAGUUGACAGAUGAGCAAAGAAAUGAACUGAUGAAAAAAGAAAGCAGUCGACUGCAGAAGACAGGACAUCGUGUAACGUACUCACCUCGGAAAGAGAAAGCACUCAAAAUAUAUCUGGAUGGAGCACCAAAUAAAGAUCUGGCUCAAGACUGACUGCUAAUGGAGCAUUUUCCCUGAGGGAUUUUGGUUUUAAUUAGACGGUUCACUGCUACUGUGUAGUGCCAUGACGGCCGGACGUGGUUGGGGUAACCCAGUGACACCAGCACUGAUUGGACUGCCCUUCACCAAUCAGAAGAGCUCAGUGCCCGAUGGGCCACUGUUGUAACUUGGAAUCAUGUUGUGCACUAUAGUCAAAUGUACUGUAAAGUGAAAAGGGAUGUGCAAAAAAAUAAAAACAAAAAACAAAAAGCAAAACCUGCUACUAGAAAAGGGGGAAGGGGAAUGAGUAAACUUCUUUUAUUGAGGACAAAUGUGCACAUAGCCGCUAGUCAAACUAGCCUCAAACAGGAUGCUCAUAGCUUAAUAAUAAAAGCUGUGCAAAGGCCAUGAAUGAAUGAAUUUUCUGUUUAUUUCACUGAUACACACAUUACCUCAUUGACAAUUUGGAAGUAAAUGCAACGUGUGUUGACUCUGGAAAGCAGCAAAAUAGGAGCUGAAGAAAGAGUUCUUAGAACCAGCCGUAACCCAGUAAAGAAUUGUGAAGUUGUGUUUUGUUUCAUUUUUUGUGAAGUAUUAAGAACAUUCUGGAACAUCAAAACGUUUCCCUUAGAAGGCACCCAGCAGGUGGUAGCUCACAUUGCUGCAAUAUUGUAAUUAUAACUGAUUGUACUUAAGUUAUGGAUGUGGAGAAUACAUUUCACUCGUUCAUUCAGCAUGUAAAUAAAAUUGAUCCUAUUGAGUUAUCAUAAUUGCAGUUUAGCUAUUUCCCAUGGCUGUUCUUUUCACAUAUCAUUCAUGAUCGACACUUGUGUCCAUUGAGAAGUAGAGCAGUCUAUGUAAAUGUAAUCCUCAGUGAGGCUCCUCAGUGCUGGGUCCCAUACGAUUGUAUUUGCCCUUGUUAAUGAGGUGGUUCUGUUCAGCAGCUUCAAUUUUUUUUUCUUUUUGUACAUUUAUUUUUGAAGAUUUACUUCAAGUUUGAAUCUUCUAGACCCCUUUAAGUCCCACUUUAAUUUUUGGAGUUGAUUUGUAGUUACACGUAGUUUAACUUGGGGAAAACGUCUUCACAUCGUGUUGAAUCAACUUGGUGGUAAGUCAGGUCAUGGCACAGGCUGAUGCAGUCAACAUGAUUUCAUUGCAAAGUCGAUCAGAAUCGGCAAGUUUUUUUGCUUUGCUAAAUACAACUAUUCAGUGAACACAAUUCUACGUAAAUUUUGAAAAUGCCAUCUAAUUUAUAAAAAUCAAUAAGGUUUUGGUAAAACUUUUUCAUGCCAGAUGCUGUUUACAACAAUGAACAUGCCAAUAAAACAUUUGUUCAUUC
This is a messenger RNA of Ceratotherium simum simum (southern white rhinoceros), 5552 nucleotides long. Lineage: Eukaryota; Metazoa; Chordata; Mammalia; Perissodactyla; Rhinocerotidae. The record is from RefSeq and is a predicted model, not a curated record.